Molecule: messenger RNA, 3853 nt
Organism: Pocillopora meandrina
Lineage: Eukaryota; Metazoa; Cnidaria; Anthozoa; Scleractinia; Pocilloporidae
Source: the annotation of a GenBank genome assembly
UGUAGCGAAAGCAGCCAUGUUUUACUCUGGCAGUGAGUAACCUUCGUUGUUUUAACUUGAUUUUCAAAUUUUCUCCGUUUUGAAAAUUUGAAUUUAUCACAAUGUCUCGUCAAUCGACUGUUCGUGCCGACAAUAGAAAAGUGGUGAGUUGUUUGGUUCGUUUGAAGGCUUCAAAACCAGUGUCAUGAAGAGCCAGGAUUAUUAACGAAGGCAAUUUGAUUUUCACUCUUAUCUAGAGUGCAGAGCUGUUUGUCCUGACACACGGAGCACUUGUAGCACAGCUGGUUAAAGACUAUGAGAGUGAUGAAGAAGUGAACAAGCAGCUUGACAAAAUGUGAGUAGUUAUUCAAAGAAACUUCUACAGAGAUGUAAUGUAAGCAUGGGAAAGAAGCCUUACGUUGUUAACCCCUGAACUUUCCGAAGUGAUUUACAUAAGACUUCUCCCUACAAUAUCCCUACACUAUCCAGCAAAUAGGUAAUGAGAAUACUCCAACUCAUCAGAUUGAAUUGUUGUCCUGAUUGUAUAAUAACUUCUCAUUAGUAAUCUACAUGUAAAAUAGAAAUGUGUAGAUGCUAGAGGGGAGAAUUAACAACAAAAUCUUGGGAGUGAAAGGGUUAAGUUAUUACUGUGUAAAUCAUUCAUUACAAUGGUGACAGACUACCCUGGGAAAGUGCAAGUUGCAAGGGAUUUAGAAGGAUGAGGUAGUUAACAGCUUCACUGCAUUUAGCUCGUUAAAAUCCACACUUCCAGAAAUUAUCUCCUUUCAUUACCUCCUUUUUUUUCUCAAGGUGUCAAGGAGUAUUGCUACUUCCUGUGGGUGGUAUAUAGGUUCAAUGUAUGUUACUACCCGCCCUUACCUAGCAAUUGAUCAGUUCUCAUUACAGUUUGCUUGGUACUGUCAUUUUGUACUUACGGGUGGAGAGAGGUAACAUGUCUUUCCCAGGUUUACAGUCAAGUCGCCUGAGAGUUAUCUCGCUCGUGGUCAUGUCACCCGAAACCUGAGUCAUGUUGCCUGAAAUUCUAGUAAUGUUGCCCGAAAAAAAAAGUCAAGUUGCCCGAAGAAACAAAUAUUGAAAAUAUCAGAAUUUCAGACUUUAUAAAUAGGCAAUAAAAAUGAGAAUUUUUUAUCACUAAAGUGAUAGUCUCCCCUGUUGUUUGUUUCUAACAACAAAGGGAAACGUUGUUCGUUUCCAACAACAAAAUGAGACAUUGAGAAACUUUAUCUUGGUUUCUAACAAUACCAUGAAGACUUUGACUACACAGAAAUCGAUUGUAUGGUCAGAAUUGAAAUCUGUUUGAGUAAUGACUCUAAAAAAACAUUGUUUGUUUCUAAGAACAAAAUGGAGCACUGUUUGUUUAGUAUGUACUUCUUUCUUACUCACAGACCUUUCAUAAGUUUGAGAAACUUUUCCUUGGUUUCUAACAAAGCCACGAAGACUUUGACUACACAGAAAUCAAUCAUAUGGUCAAAAUUGAGGUCUUUGCAAUCCUUCGGUCUGAGACGCUGGUGCACCAUGUUAGCUGCCCUGAUGUUUUCGUGUGGUUUGGGUAGCUUCCCUUUCUUGUUAGAAACGAACAAUGCUUUUAGAGUAGUUACUCAAACAUAUUUCAAGUCUGACCAUACAAUCAAUUUUUACAGUCAAAUAUUAAACUUACAUUUUACUAGGAAUCUUGUGAUACUCUUAAGUCAUUCAGUUUGUUUCCUAAUGUCAAAACUAUCUCAAAACUGAAAAUGGAACAUGGUGUUGAAUUAGAAAUUUAAAAAAUUUGCCAUCAUUGUUCACAUUCUUUAGACAAUGCAAAGUUUGGUCAUUUCACAUUGAUUUUUUGCAGAGGAUGCAAAGAAAUUUGCAAAGAUUUAUAAUGCACCUGUAUAGCCAUUGUUCUGCUUAUUAAACCUUUCCUUUAGUAAACUUCCCAUUGCCAUUGCCAUCAUGGUUUUCUUAAAUUCCAUAUUUUCCCAAAGAAGGAAGUGUGAAUAGGGUGAUUAUUUUCCUUAUAGGGGUUAUAAUAUUGGUGUGCGAUUAGUAGAGGACUUCUUGGCAAGAUCCAAUGUUGGAAGGUGUCAUGACUUUCGAGAAACUGCUGAUGUUAUUGCCAAGGUUAGUUAAAAUUCCUAGAAAAAAGUUUGAUGAACUUCUCUACCUAAGAGUGCAGAUCAUAUGAAAGUGAUAGAACGAUUUCUGGCAACAUUUCUAUUUGUCAGUUCUUAUUGCACCUGAGGGACACUAAGUGUAGCUUAAAAUGUUUUUGGUGAGUCAGAACUCACAAAAUACUAAAACCACAGAGGGAUGUCUGAGGAGGAGGUGAAUUAUGGAGUUCCAAGCCUGAAUGCUUGGAAGUAUGUUAGUGUGCUCUAAUAAUGAACAAAAUCAGUGACCACACCAUGUUGACUUAGUAUUUUUUUAACUCCCUAUUUAGCGACAAAUUUGAAUUUUCAAUAUCCCCCUUCCCUACUUCUGCUGAAAAGUAUAGAAAAAAUAUAUAACUGACAGUACCUCUUUAAAUUUUUUUACAGUCUCUUUUAAAUUUAUUUUAAAAAAUAUAUGCUUGAUUUCUGAAAGUGAUGUUUUUCUUUACUAUUUGCUUUUUUUUCCCUUUUUUCUUAACAGUUGGGAUUUAAAAUGUUCUUGGGUAUUUCACCAGUGGUAACAAAUUGGAGUGCAGCAUCAGAUGAAUUUUCCUUAAUACUAGACAACAAUCCCAUGGCAGAGUUUGCUGAGUUGCCAGAAGGACAUGAAGGACUUCUUUUCUCCAACAUACUUUGUGGUGUCCUGAGGGGAGCCCUUGAAAUGGUAAGAGUCCAAGGGGCGUUGAUAUGUCCUUACAAUCAGGAGGACUUACAUUUACCACAGCUUUAAAACUUUCCUCCCACUUAGUGAACACUUCGUAAAUUGUGCAAUCUACAAAUUUCCUUGUAAAUUAGUAGUGAGAAACUGGUGUCGAAUUUAGAUCUCAACUUUGACCUGAUAAGGUUGAGUAUUCUCAUCACCUGUUUGGUGGAUACUUAAUGGAUAUUGUAUUGAGAAGUUACAUGCUAAUCACUUCUGUGAGGUAAAGGGUGAAUAAUGCACUUGGAAAAAUUAGGUGGUCCUGACUGGAUGAAAACAAGUGCAUUCUCGUGUAACACAUAUGCAUAGUUGUAACACGAGUGCAAAGUGGUAACACUGGUGCAAAUUACAAAUAGCGUGCACGCUCUCAAAAUUUUGUCUGUCUCGACUUUCAGUGAGAUUUUUUCCUGUACAUUAUUAACAAGUACUAGCAUGAUUUCUCUUGCCAUUUGGUGUGAUUAAAGGGCUUGUGCAAUUUUGUUGUCUUUGAAAAUUUUACUGGAGCCUAUUAACCCCAAAUUGCACUUGCAGUCAUAUUACAUCAUUUGCAAAUAGCACCCAACUAGUAUCUGGUAGGCAUGGGUCUGAAUCCCAUCGAAGCCUGAAUUUUGUCAAGCAUCUUUUCUGCAGUUUCUUAAAUUGUAGCUUACUUGUGAAGAUCCUUGUUUUGCUUUAACAAGACCUGAUAAAAUUAUUAGAACAAAACAAUAAUUGACAUUUUAGGCCUGUAGUAACUGAUAUUACAGCUCAGUAAUGAGGUCUGUCAAAUUUCCUAGAAACCUAAAAAUUAUUGAGUUAUCUCAUAAAUUGCUGUAAAGCCUAGUCUGUAUCUCCUCGUUCUUCAAAAACUGCUGACAUGGUGGAAACAAAUAAUCUUUUUUUUGCAUUAUUUCCCUCUCAGGUACAAAUGGAAGUUGAUGUUUGGUUUGUUCAUGAUUCGUUAAGAGGCGACGAGACAACAGAAAUUAGACUCAAGUUUAUAAAGAAGUUAGAAGAUGCUCUCCCCGCUGGCGAGGACUAA